AUGACAGCACAAUUCAUUGCAAUGGAGUUGCUGGGUGGCUUUGGCAAGCCUGACCUGCUCUCACUGGGUUCUGAGGGGAUCCACACUGAGCAGGUGUACCUGGCAGAAGCGAAGACCAUCGAGGCCUCUGAGCUGCUGGAGAUGGUGGUGGAGACUGAGGCCGGAGCCGGGGCCAGGGGGCUGAGCGUGGCCGGUGGAGGGAAGGAAGGCCUUUUUGUGAAGGACGUGCUCAAGGACUCCCCGGCUGCGCGAGUGCUGAGCCUCCAGGAAGGCGAUCAGCUCCUGAGCGCCAGAGUUUACUUUGACAACAUAAAGUAUGAAGACGCCCUGCAGAUCCUCAAGUGUGCUGAACCGUACAAAAUCUCCUUCUGCCUGAAGCGGGUGGUUCCCAGCGCAGACAUCUCCCGCAAGCCUGGAGCCACCGUCUUUGAAGUGAGAGGCCCCAAAGCCAAGAUGGCCAAGCUGAACAUCAAGAGUCUCUCCUCCCUGAAAAGGAGGAAGAAGAAGAGGAGGAGGAGGAUGGUGUCACAGAGCCUGCAGGAGACGGAGGCACACCUGGCAGUUGGGAAGCCCGAGGGGCCUCCGGUUGAUGUGGAAUUCUCCUUCCCCAAGUUCUCCAAGCUGCGCAAGGCCAGGAGUGCUGGAGAGGUGGCCGUGGCUGAACCGGGCCCAGACAGUGCGUGGAAGUUGUCCUCCCUAGAGACAAAACAACACCGACUGAGGUUCCCCCGCCUAAGGGUCAAGGAAGCGGCUGCAGCCGAGGCCCGCCUUGCCAUGGGCCUGCCCCACGUUGGACUGGAAUUGAAGAAGGCAGGCAGGGGAGGAGGAGGCGAGGGGAAGAUGUUCCGAUUCACCAUCCCCUUUUCCAAAACAAAGAAGCCCAAGGAAGAAGCCAGGUCAAAAAUGGAAGUGGGAUUCCAAGCUCCACAAGUUGAAUUUGCUCUGCCUAAAAUGGGGGCUGAGGAGGAGUCGCUCGAGGCCGGCCCCAAAGGCGAGAGCCUCGCGGUCUCGGAGUCUCGGUUCGGGUGGCCCAAAGUGGAGGCUGCCUUGCCCAAAGGAAGUGCCAAUGCGCUGGAGACCCACCCAGGCCUCCUCCAAGCCGGGCUGAAGCUCCCUGCAGCUGAAGUGGCAGCUCCCAAGGUGGACGUAGACUUGGCCCUGCCCAGGUUGGAGCGUGCUGCCCCAGAGGCUGCCCCUAAAAGAGAGGGGUUCAGGAUCAAAGUCCCCAAGUUUGGGAUCUCUGCUGAGGAAGCGGAACUGAAGCUGCCCUCGGUGAAGGUUCCUGACCUGGAAAUGGCCCUGGGAGAAAGUCGGGAAAAGGUUUUGCAGGAGCAGCCGAGACCAGGAGGGGCAGCGCCUUCUCUGGGCAUGGUGGCUCCUGGGGUGCCUCUAGAGCUCCCCUUCCCCAAGGGGAAGACAGGUGCAGAAAGCCCUGAGAUCUCGGGGAGGCUCCCCUUGGUCAACCUACCCCAGCUGGGCUCCAAGGCCCAAGAAGGAGCAGGCAAGCUGCCCCAGGUGGAAAUCAGCGUGGGGAAACCAGAGAGCCCCACGGCAGACAAGACGAAGGGCUCCGUAAUUCAGCUGCCUGCCCUGGAGAUUUCCCUGGGGGAGCAGCCUUUGCAGGGCCAGGAGGCAGCUGCAGCGGCAGGUGAUGCUCAGGUGAGGCUCCCUGAGGUGAGGGUGCUGUCUCUUGACAUCUCUGCUCCCAAAGUCCAGGAUAUGCACCUGUGCAAGGCAAUGGGGGAACCAGCUGCCCCUUCUGGAAAGGCAAAACCCAAAGAGGCUGCUGAAGGGGCUGGAUUUAAGUUUCAAAUGCCUCAAAUAUCCCUCCCAAAAUUUGAUUUCCCUGUCAAGGCAGCCCCCUCCCCUCCUCCAGUCCAGGUCAAAAUGCCAAAACCGGAAGGAGACCUGGGAACAAAAGUCAGCCUCCCAAAGGUGGAUGUUUCCUUGCCGGCAAUGAAGAUGCCAGGUGUGCAACUUCCUAAGGUGCCAAAGCCAGAGGUGGGCAUCUGUGCUGUUGAGAAGCCAAAGGUUGAGGUGACCGUUCCUCCAGCCCCACUGAGUGCUGCAUCUGUAACUCUGCCUGAGCUGGACAUUGAGCUGCCGAGAGUUGGGGUGGAGCUGGAUUUGGCGCAGCGUGAAAGAGAAGUUUCUGAGCAGGGACCUAAAGCCCAGGAGGUCACCCUAGAGACCCUGAGCAAAGAACUGGAGGUAGAAAUCAGCCUUCCAAAGUGUGGGGUCAGCAGGCCUGAGCUGGGGCCAGGGAUGAAGAGCAUCGAAGGGCCGUCCCUCGCUGGGAUGGUAGCCCAAUUCCCUAAGGUGGGCCUUGCCUUUGAGGAGCAGCCAGAGGACGUUGAAGGGCCAAAGGCUGACCUAGAAGGAGCCAAGGUGAAGCUGCCAACUGUGGAGAUCUCAUCAAUACGUCUCCCAGAGGCGACGGCCGAGGGUCAGGCCAAGGCAAAACUAUCCCGAUUUGCCCUGUCCAAAUUCAGCAUUUCUGGCCCCAAAGUCUGGAGCAAAACAAGCCCGGAAGUUGCGGUGUCUGGAGUGGAGGGCACAGAAGCUGCCAACCUGGGUUCAAAGCUGAAAUUGCCAAAGUUUGGGAUCUCUUUCCCCAAAUCAAAAUGGGCAGCAGAGGCAGAAGAUGCCAAAUUAGCCCUCAAGGUUGAAAGGGCUACGGAGAGCAGAAUGAAGUUGCCCACGGUGGAGGUGGAUAUUGGCCACCCCCAAGGCACGGAAGGAUGGUCUGAGGGAGAUGGGGAGGGAACCUCUCCUGAACUCCUCGGGGUCAAGUUUAAAGGGCCCAAACUCUCACUUCUGAGCUUCGGGGGCAAAGGCAAGGAGGAAGAGUGGGGUGCCCUAGAGAGUGGGGAGGUAAAGCUGCAAGGCAGCAAGGAGGGCUCGACAGGGCAGCCGGACCCCAGGAUGCUGGAGAAGGACGCCAAGGCUGCUUCCAAGUUCAGGGUAGUUUCUUUGGGACUCGUGAGAAGAGAAGUAGAGGCCAAAGCCAAGAAGAUCCCUGGGAGUCCGAAGGAGAAGCCCAGAGGCCCAUUUGGGAAGAUGCCCCAGCUGAAGCUUCCUUCUCUGACGGCCCAAGGAGAGAGAAAGAAAUUCCACCUUUCAGCUCCAGAACUAGAUGGGAAAGUCCUCCCCCAGAUAGAGUUGCCAAAGCUUGCCCCCAGAGCCAAGGCAGGUUUGAUCCCAGAGCCGGAGAGUCCUGGUUUCAAGGUUCAGGUGCCGUCAGUGGAGAUUGCUGUGCCUACUUCUAAAGCUGAAGGAGCGGCAACUGUGGAGAAACCGGCAGGAGGUGCAGCCAAGGCUAAGAUCCAGCAGCAGGAGGGAGAACUCAAGAUGCCCAGAGCGCCUUCCAUCCAGGUGUCUGCUCCCACACUAGAGCUGGGCAUUGGUUUGUCCAUAGCUGGUAAAGAAGAAGGCAUUCUCCAGGCAGCCCCUGACGCAGGGGCCAAGAUCAAGCUGCCAAAGGUGGAGCUGGCGAAACUUGGGAAGGGCGAGGAGGGCGGGACAGAGGCGGCCAUGCAGCUGCUGGGGAAGGAUGGGGAGAAAGACCUAGAAGGGGUGGCUGAAGCCUCUGCCCUGGGCACCAAGGUACGGCUGCCCAAAGUGGACAUCUCCUUUCCCAAGGCCUGGCUGCCGGAGGUGGAGCUGCCUCCAGCCAAGGUGGAUCUUGCCCCGGAAGGGCCAGAAGCAAAGUUCAAGAUGCCUCCAAUGGGGCUGCCAAAGCUCAGCGCCCCAAAAGUGAAGGCUCCGGAGCUAGAGCUUGAUGUGGGUUUGGACGGGGGAGGGAUGACGCCCAAGGUCACAGUAGGCGCUCCUUCAGUAAAGUGGCCCACAUUUGGGGCCUCAGGCUCAGUGGGAGAAGGGCAGGGCAAGGAGGAUUUGCCCUGGGUCCCCCAAGUGGAGUUGAAGCCUCCCAAAAUCAGGGGAAGCACGGACGCCCUGGGCUCUGAAACAGGGGUGAAAGAGGGCCGACUGAAGGUGCCCACUCUGCCUCUUGGCCUUGGCAAACUGGAAACAGAAACUGGGACGGGAACCGAGGAGAGCAGAUUCAGGCUGAAGCUCCCGUCCCUUGGCGUCUCCAAGCCAGAGGCUGAGUUGAGCCUGGAUACCCAGCCCCUCUGCCCCCCUGCCGAGGAGGCAGCGCCUGCCUUCAGGAUGCCCCAGAUUGCUUUGCCCGAUGUCAGCUUCUCUGGGGAUCAGGAGAGGGGAGAGGAGGCCAAGGUGGCAGGGGCAACAAACCUGGAGGGGGGGCUGGAGAUGCUGAAGAUGCCCAAAAUAGCUAUCACUGCAUGUGGGGUAGUAGGCACCAAAGAGGGCACAGAGAGGGCCACUUCUCCAAGCCAGAGGGGUGCGGGUGGGGGAGAGCUGGAGGGGAAGAAAUUGGUUUUUAAGGUCCCUGGCUUGGAAAUUUCUGCUCCAAAUCUCAAAACCCAUGCUGAAUAUGAGGUGGGGGCCCCCCACACCCAGCAGAGGGGAUCCCUGGAUCUGGAAGUGGCAGGCAGGGAGGGCUGGAAGCAGGCAGACCGCCAUUCAGAUGCAGGGAAGCGACUCAGGGUGAGGAUCCCCAAGUUUGGCCUCUUCCUGCCCAGGGCAGGGCUGGAGGCUCCUGAGGGCCUUGUGGGGCAGGAGAUGGAAGCCCAGGAGGGCCUCUUGGCCCUGGGGAGGCCUGGGGAGAAGGAGGGGUCUGGUGGGCUCCUGGCGAGAGAAGAGGGCAGCCAGGCCAAGGCGGUCAAACUCAAGCUGAGGGCCCCCUUCGGGCUGUCCCUCUCCAGGCCCAAGGAGGCCACUGAACUCAGCGGGGGAGCUGAGGCGGUUUCCUCCAAGGUGAAGGUGCCCAAGCUGGGCUUUUCCAAGGCCGAGGGAGCCACCCAGCUGCAGGGAGAGAGGGCAGAGGGGCUGCUGCAGGGUGGGGCGAGCAAGUUGGGGAAGAUCCCACUGCCCCAGGUGGAGCUCCUGUCUCCCUCUAAGGGGGCCGAGAGUGACCCAGAGCUGAGCCUCAAACUGGUGAAAGCAGAGGAGGCCAAGGAGGAAGGUCACGGCGGGGUCGCCAUUUCCGCUGCCCUCAAGGCUGCCAAAUUCAAGCCCCCCAGGAUCGCGCUCCCUGGCUUCAAGAAGCGCAAUGGGGAGUCGGCCCCCGAGGCCGGAACUGCACCCAGGCCCCAAACGGAGACGACCGUCACAGGGGAGCCAUCCAGCAAGUUCAGCUUUCCAAAACUGGCAUUAAGCUCCAGAUCCCAAGAGGUGCUGGAGAUCUCCAGGCACCAGUAG
Molecule: messenger RNA, 5286 nt
Organism: Protobothrops mucrosquamatus (brown spotted pit viper)
Lineage: Eukaryota; Metazoa; Chordata; Lepidosauria; Squamata; Viperidae
Gene: PRX
Product: periaxin
Exons: 5
Coding region: 1-5286 (1761 amino acids)
Biological process (GO): peripheral nervous system myelin maintenance; regulation of RNA splicing
Cellular component (GO): cytoplasm; nucleus
Molecular function (GO): protein binding
Source: RefSeq, a predicted model, not a curated record